This is a messenger RNA of Dentiscutata erythropus, 2673 nucleotides long. Lineage: Eukaryota; Fungi; Glomeromycota; Glomeromycetes; Diversisporales; Gigasporaceae. The record is from the annotation of a GenBank genome assembly.
AUGGCCGAUGAAGAUAAUAAGCAUUUAGAUGAAAGAAAAUAUAAUCUCCUUAAACUAAAUAAAAGUGUUGGUAAAUGGAAGAAACUUAGGGUAUAUUCUUUCCAACGUCUAGUCAUUGCUGCGGCAAUUUGUGCAUUUUCACUUGGAAUUGGAUGCUAUCUUUAUAUUUCAGAUAAAGAUAGCAUAGAGUCAUCAGUAAAAAGGGUCAUUUCAACUUCAGUUUUUGGAGUAGGAAGCACAGGAAUUCUUGUCAAAAGUCUAACGUCGCUCAAAACUCUUUUUACUAAAAAAAAGGAUGUAAAGAUUGAAAAUAAUAAUAAAGAAAACGAGAUAUUUGGUUCUGACAUCGUUAAAAAGUCAACAAUAAAUUGUCCAAGAAAAUUAGAUUCUCAUGAAUCUUCACCAAUAUUGUUUGUAAAGGCACUUAUUGAGCAUAUGCAUAUUAUGAUGAUUUGGCAAGAAGUGGACAAAGGCGACAUGAAUAAAGUAUAUAAUGAAAAAAAUGAUGAGGAUAUACCCGAGUUGGCUGAUGAUAUAAUAAGUUUUAUAAUGACACGCAUACACGACGAAGAUUAUCAUUAUUAUCAUAUUUUAACCAAUGAAUACCUUAUAGGAAUUUUGGUAAUUAUAAAGCUAAUGGCACGUUAUUUAACUAUAUUGCACGACGAAUUUGAGAAGAAGAGAAAUUCUAAUGAUAAAGGCAAUUCAAAUAAUAAUGAAUCGACAAUACCGCAUGACGAAAAAGAAAGUAAAAACAAUUUGAAUGAUGAAAACAAAUCAAAUUAUUCAGAGUGUGUGCACGCUUUACUCGGAAGUAUAAAUGCUUGUAUGGAUGCCGUUUUUCAAGAAGACAAUAGACUUAUGAGGAAGGGGUUAAAAAAAUUGUAUUUACUUAAACCUAAUUUGGAUUCAAAAUUUCGUAUAUAUUAUCUUAGUGACCUCGAUGAAAAAAAUUAUAUUAAGAAGAGUAUUGCUAAAUAUUUUGAGGAGGAAAGAUCUGUGCCUGAAAAAGAUUAUAAAGGUACAGUUAUUAGUAUAAAUGAUGUAGACAAAUUUAUAAACAAUGCAAACAUCAUUUUGGAGAAAUCUUUAGAAAUUUAUCAAGAACAAGAUCAUAAGGAUAAUAUUAAUCUAAAAAAAACAGAUUUAAAGAAAAUUGAGAACACGUUGGAAGAAAAUCGGAGACACAGAAAUAUAAUGAGUAUUUUAUCAGAAAUGACGAGUGAUGGAAAACUGUAUAGCGUAAAUAAAAUGAUGAAAACUUUGAAAACUUUGCUAGAAAAUUUAUUAGGAAUAUUGAGCGUAGGCGAUGAAAAUGGAGGUGAUAAAAUUAAAGACGAUAAAAGUGAAGACGAUAAAAUUGAAGUUAAUAAAAGUGAAGACGAUAAAAUUGAAGAAGAUAAAAGUAAAGACGAUAAAAUUGAAGAAGAUAAAAGUAAAGACGAUAAAAUUGAAGACAAUAAAAGUAAAGGAGAUAAAAGCGAAGUUAGUCUGGAAGAAAUAUUAAUGCCGAUAAUUAUAUUGAAAAUUAAAGCCAAUGAAAAGGAUAAAAGUGAGAGCGGGAAUGGUAGUAAAGUGAACGAUACUUGGUAUAACGAUAUUUGUCAUAAAAAUGUAGAAUUUUUAUUCAAACCUAAGGUCGAGUGUAAAGAUAAAGUUAGUUUAAUUAAUAAAAUGGUGGAAAUUUUAUUAAAACUUAUACGCGAUGCCGAGAAUAACGAAAAAGAUGUCAAUUUGUACAUAAAGAAUUUAGAAUUAAUAUCAAAAUUUAUAGAUAAUCUACUGAAGAAUGAAGACAAAGUCAAAAGCAUUAUGGAGUUUAAUGAUUCAUUAUUACCUGAAGAAUUGAAUAUUGUAGUUAAUAUUUUGAGAGUUUUUUCAGGCAUUACGAAUAAGACCAAGAGUGACGAUAAGAAAUUUGAUAUCAUAAGCAGAAUGACGGAUAUGUUAACAGAAAUUGUGAUGAAAAGGAUGUACAAAGAGGGCAAGGAAGCAAAAUUGGAAGAAAAGGACAUGGAAGUCGUAAGCUCAAUAAUAGAAAUUUUUUCAAAUAUCAUAAGUAAAAACUAUAAUGCAACUAUUAUGAAAGAUGUUAAGGAACCUGAAAAUUUAUUCGUGCUUAUAAAAAAUACUUAUGAAGAUAUAGAUAAUAAUGCAAAAAAUUUUACUCAAUUAAAAAGAAUAGUAUUGGAAAUUAUAGAGCUUAUGAUUAAGGCCAUGAUUAAAAAAGAUACAUAUACUGAAUAUAAGGCAUCACAUGACAAAAUGAAUAAAUUGAAUGUCGUAGAUGCAAAAAUAAGAGCAAUUUUAUCUGAAGUUACGGACGACAAUAGUCUUAAUCCAAAUAAUAUUAAGGAGUUAGAUAAUUUAAAAACUCAUUUAGUAUCUAUAAGGGAUGAUGCCAUAAUGGAAAAGUAUUUUAACGAAAAAAUCGAUAUAUUUAAAAAAAUUAAUUCCAAGAAAAUUAACUGGUUUAAAAAGUUACUUCUUUAUUUAUUGACCAUUAUUUUUUUGCCUACUCUUUUUUUAACUGGUUUGAUAUCAUUGAAAAAUGAAGAUAAAGAGUAUGCAGAAUAUAAGUAUCAUUUUAAGAAAUAUAAAGAAGAAGAGCCUUAUGGAUAUAAGAAAAUUAAAUGGGAAAUUUUAUGGAAUAGGUUAAAAAAUGAUUAUAGA